Molecule: messenger RNA, 1829 nt
Organism: Amoebophrya sp. A120
Lineage: Eukaryota; Dinophyceae; Syndiniales; Amoebophryaceae
Source: the annotation of a GenBank genome assembly
UCUUCAGCACAGUAACGAUCCUAACCGUUUAGCUUAGUCGUCUCGUCGUCUUUGCCAUCCCGUUCACCAAAGAGAACGAAUCAACUUAAUCUGAAACCUGACCGAUCUACCGAUAUGAAUCAGUAAGAAGCUCUGAACUAUUUUGAAUGAAACGAUGGUGCGAACUCGACCGCUCUCCGUUUAUCGAUGUGCUCAGAAAAAUUCUAACAAUAAGAGCGAUGCUUUUUGUUUUUAAAAGGUCCAACAAGAACACAAUGCAGAAUCAGAAGCGCGAAGCGACUCUCGGCCAGUACUGUCAGGUGUCAGGCCGGUACGACGGUACGACGAACACACGAGAAUUUCGACGAAGACGGCGGAUAUUUUGUAACUUCGACGAAAAUAUUAAUAUCUGCCCAGGUAAAUUAACUCCGUCGUAUGAGUAUAGUUGCGUCGUAUGGGUAAGCUUUUGCAGCCUUCACGCAAAGAUGCAUGUUUUACUUCUGAGCUGUGGCACCAUCGUGAUUAGAACUUUGAUACCUACCGCAUGUGAGCAAAGACAUACAACGCUUUGCCGUCCUAGCCUGGUACGACAUGUUCUUGCAGGAGAAAACUCUUUUUAUGGUUGCAACAAAAAAAUCAAAUCAGUGCGCAAAUUGUUGCUCCGCGCCUACUAAUACUACCUCUUCACGUUGAUGAAGCUCUGUACCCUUGAACUUCUGCACGGCGCAGACCCGCUGGGUACCGCUCCAGACUGCCUGUGCUUGGUCGCGCGUGCGUGGCGGACAUUAUCAUGGUCGCGACUGCAAGUGCGAUCUACCUGAUGCCCUUUCUUAAUCCGGAGAAGUGUGAAACUCGUCUAGUACUCCCCCGGCUUUCUUCCGUGCGGCCAAGUCCCGGGGCAGCCACCGCAGACAUUUUUAGGAUUUAUUGCGCGGGAUAUAGAACUUUCUAUAUUGAUAUUAUUUGUCGGUACGAGCUACGACGUACUUAAGCUCUCUGUUUCUUUUGGGUGUUUUGUUUUUUGCUGCCAUAGCCACCUUCCGAAUGUAUGAUCGCUACUGUGAUUUUUAUGGAAGCGUCAGGUUGGAAAUUUUCAAAAUGAAAAUACUUCGUCGGGCAAAAAAGUGAAAUCAGUCCGCGAACCACGAGUCUAUCAAUUUUGCAUGCGAAAUUUUGAGGACACCUAAACCCACGGCGUCACUUAAUUUGGGGCAAAAAGGACUUUCACUGGCACUGCGUCUUAAGCCCUAGACGGAUUUGCAGCUUGUUGAUCUGUCACGCCUGUAUUGUGACACAGGCCUUGGGUGCCUCGCAUUUUAUGCAGCUCAAAAUAAAAAUUUCACAGUGUACGAUUUCCAACCUAACGCCUCCAUAGUCAAACGAGUCUGUAGCAGUGUUGACAUCUCCGAAAUCCGACAUAAUAGCGGUAAGGGGCAGCACCGGAAUGGCUGUGAGAUCUGUAUACUUCCACGCUAUCUUGUGCUUAUCCGAAUAUGUUUGUGUUUCCAAACAUGAAGCUUAUUCAGAGACCGUUGGAGAUGGUGGACACCUUCUUGUAUUGAUUCAGCCUAUAAAAUGUUGUGUGAAUGAUAUUUGCUGCAUAUUAUUUUCAUUUUCUUCUAAAGCACUGCUCCGAGGGACUGGUUCUGGUACUCAAAAAAAGGCAUAGGCUCCCCUCGCACUGCUCUCCUGUGCGAGCUCGCUUUUUACCCUUUGCGAGGAGCGGACGCUGCUUUUCUUUAGAAAGUCACUUGAAAGAAACUUUGCUAUUUGGUGCAGACGCACUGGUGUCAGUACCAUGGCACGGAGUAAUCCAUCGAAUCCGAAUAGAGCUAUAAUUGUGCGAAAAU